Messenger RNA from Olea europaea var. sylvestris, 2605 nucleotides. RefSeq names its product arogenate dehydrogenase 2, chloroplastic-like. The transcript has 2 exons. The record is from RefSeq and is a predicted model, not a curated record. Bases 249 to 1415 code for a protein of 388 amino acids. Gene Ontology annotation, biological process: L-tyrosine biosynthetic process. Gene Ontology annotation, molecular function: arogenate dehydrogenase (NADP+) activity; prephenate dehydrogenase (NAD+) activity; prephenate dehydrogenase (NADP+) activity. NCBI's taxonomy places the organism in Eukaryota, Viridiplantae, Streptophyta, Magnoliopsida, Lamiales, Oleaceae.
AGCACCUGUACAAAUGUACAACUUCCACAUGAUUGCCGCCAACUACCAAAACCUCGAGCCUCCGCCACCAGCCACCGUAAUAUUCGUCCAUAUAAAGAUCCCUCCACCACCACUCUUUCAUCAACCAUCCCCCUCUCCAUCUCUCUCUAGACAUACACACUGUGUAAUAUUUACUCAAACACAAACUUUACCAUUCUACUUUUUCAGUUUUCUACGUAUAUUCAAGAAAUAAGGCGUUUUUAGAAAAUAUGAUUUCAUUCUCUUCAGUACGAUACAGUCCCACACAAAACCCCGUGGCCUCCGCCACCAGCACGGCCACCCGGACUUUUCUCAUCCCCUACCAUUACCAUACCCGCAAAUUGUCCUUCACCUCACCACCAUUUUUCCAUCCCGCCGACCUCCCACGUCGCCUCAACCGCCUCCGUGUCCAGGCCAUAGACGCAGCACAGCCUUACGACUACGAAGCCCAGCUCGUUAACCGCUUCGCUCAGUCAACCAAGCUCAAAAUCUCCAUUAUUGGAUUCGGCAACUUCGGCCAGUUCCUUGCCAAGGCAUUUAUCCGACAGGGUCACACGGUUUUCGCACAUUCACGUUCAGAUUAUUCGUCAAUAGCGCAAUCCCUUGGCGCCGCCUUCUUCUUUGACACCCACGACCUCUGUGAACAACACCCUGAUGUUAUUCUUCUCUGCACCUCCAUUAUUUCCACUGAAUCAGUGCUCAAAUCCCUCCCUAUUCAACGCCUCAGGCGUAACACACUAUUUGUCGAUGUUUUAUCCGUAAAAGAAUUCCCCAAGAAUAUCUUCUUGCAAUAUCUUCCCUCCCAUUUUGAUAUUCUUUGUAGUCAUCCCAUGUUUGGGCCUGAAAGUGGGAAAAAUGGCUGGCAAAAUUUGGCAUUUGUGUUUGACAAAGUUAGGAUCGGGAAUGAGGAGUCUAGACUUAGGCGGGCCGAGACUUUCUUGGAUAUUUUCAAGAAUGAAGGGUGUAGAAUGGUGGAAAUGACUUGUGCAGAGCAUGAUAAAUACGCUGCAGGAUCUCAGUUUAUUACGCACACAAUGGGGAGGAUUUUGGAGAAGUUGCAAUUGCAGAGUACCCCAGUUAAUACAAAAGGGUAUGAGACUCUGUUGAAUUUGGUGGAGAAUACGGCCAGUGAUAGCUUUGAUUUGUACUAUGGGUUGUUUAUGUACAAUAAGAAUGCCAUGGAGCAGCUGGAGAGGUUGGAUUUAGCGUUUGAGUCAUUGAAGAAAGAGUUGUUUGGGCAUUUACAUGAAGUUUUGAGGAAGCAAUUGUUCGGGAAGUCGGAGGAAAGCCCUAAGCUGGUGCUCUCAAAGUUGCCCAAGAAGUUGCCCAAGAAUGGAACUUCAUUGUUACCCGCGUCUACAUCAGAGACAGAGACCGUGGUGAACAAUAACAAUUAGGAUGUUUCUACUUGUAAUAGGAAUAUGUUGUCUACACUAUCGAUGGUAUUAUGAGUGAUGAAGAGAUCUCCUGGGUACAGACAUUUGUUUACUGCUGAUCAAUAAAAGCAUUUCUUCCUUCCACAUUUUUUAACCUUUAUUUUUUCCUUUCUAAUUCUUCUAUUUUCCCCUAGUCUAGUAUUAUGCACGAUGGGGAUUUUGCAUAUUGUAUAAGCUGUUUAUGUGGUCCAACUUCAUCAAUGUCUUUGGAGCACUCUUUAACUGAUUUCAUUUAUAUUAUUCAAUAAUGUAUACUUUAAUCUUGCUCUGUAUUUAUUUCUUCUCACAAGAGACUUAAUUCUAGUGUGUCUUCAUAAUCUACUCGCCUUCUCACUGCUUUCCAAAUUUAUGUUCAAAAUUUUAAAGAUGGGAAAACCUUCUUAGUUUCCUUUUGCCCUUUGGCAAUAUAUGAGAAUUAUUUUGCAGAUCUGGGUAUAUACGAGAAAUUUGAUAAGCGAGCAAACUAGUUCUUUAAUUAAGCAUCUAGGAAUUAUGUAUUUGUAUUAUAAGGGUGGUUGUGACAUACUUGUGCGCUUAAACUUUUUCCUAUGACUUAGUUGACCGAGUUCUGUAAUAUGAUUCUAAGAACACUGGUGAACAGGCUCUCAUGCUGACAUAGCAUCUGUUCAGAACAUGAGAUAAUUUGCAAAUAAUACAUCUUUUCUGAACGGAAAGCUUCUCUGCUAGUCCAGUCUCCUUUAUUAUAGAUCCAUGAAUGAAACAUGGUUAACCUAUAAUCUCCCUUUCAUCUUGCUGAUGCACUUGAAUAACUAUAAGAAUGUAAAUUUGCACGAGGUCUCUCAAUGGAUAAUCUAUGUUAGUAACUUCUAGUUCAUCUUGUGGGAAUUGAAUCUACAUAAUGUAAGAGUCCAGCUUUAAGUAGCUCAUACAUGUGAUCAGGGAUUGAAGGUGGAGAUGAGGUGCUCAAUAUAUGUUUCUUUUUCUUCUUACUAUUCAGGCACAUCUAGGCUGAUUGGGAUCAUUCCAGAGUAGGACGUGAAAUGGUGAUUAAGGCCACAAUACUAGAUCAACGAUUAAGGCUAGUCGUAGAUAGUAAGGGUAAAAUACAGCUCCCGUAAUUGAUUCAAAAGACCCUGGCUUUCAGUAGAUAAAUACAAUACAAUAUAGUAGAGAGUAAUGCAAUAAACGCA